GCGUCAUCCCUGGGUCUGCCUAGCGGUCAUGACGGCUGCCGUUCUUGGCUUGUGUAUCGUCAGCGGGAUCUCUCUCUGGUUAUACUUCAGCACCAGCCCACCACAGACUACUACUACUGCUGCUACUUCUGCUGUUACUGCUGCUACUACUAAAAAUGCUGCUGCUGGAUGCUGUAGUUCUGUCCCCACGCUCCCAGCAGUCUCCAACAACUCACCACGCAAAAAAGGUGGUGACGGAAAGCUGGAGAAGAUCACAUUUGGUGGACCGGGAUGGAGAGCGGGACCUGGAAAAUUCUCAAACAACUACGGAGUGGCUGUAUCUGCUGACAACGAGAUAUUUGUGACUGAUUUUUACAACAGACGAGUCCAAGUUUUCAGCAUAAAUGGGGCCUAUCUCCGCCUUUUCCCAACGAUCGUGUCUGGUGAAUGUAAGAAAAUGGGUGGAUGUAAGACCGUGUACAUGCACCCUUCGGGUGUUUCUUUUGACGUUGACCCUGGCUACAUGUGGGUGGUGGGGCAGAGUAAAAGACAUUUAAACUGCAAGCUCUAUGAUGUUGUCGUACGGUACAGUACGAACGGCCGGCUAAUCAACAAGUUCGACGUAGGCUCCACGAUUUUCUAUCCUGCCAUUGCAAUGGACGUGCGCAACAAUAAAAUUAUAGUGGGAGAGAAAGAUAGAAUCAUGAUGUUUCAUCCAAAUGGAACUCUCUAUUGGAGUUCAAAGUUGCCAGGUUCUUUUGUCGAGGGAGUCACAUCGGAUAGGGAGGGAAAUGUCCUGCUGACGGAUGGGAAAAAAAGCGUCAAGGUGUACAAUCCCUCCGGAGUCCAGAGUUGGGAAUUUGGAAAAAUACAUGGACCAGGUAAGGGCCAACUGCGUUUUCCAAAAGGCAUUUGUCUGGACACCUCUGGUCGCAUCAUCGUGGCGAAUAGUAACAACCGGGUGGACAUGUUCACAAGCCGGGGGGAGUUUAUCCGUACCAUCGCGACCAUGGAAGAGCCGUGGGGUAUCGCUAUGGGACCAGAUGGAGAACUGGUGGUGACUAGCCCACGUACCCAAACUGUAACUGUCUUUCCACGCCAAAUGGUGCGUCUUUAACCCUAAUGCAUUUCUACCUCCGGGGAAGGAGAUAUCCUUCCGCUGGGAAGUAUUGCUUUGAUCCUCGCGUUUGUUCGCAGUCAUUCGCCACGAAGUUUGUGCUUUCUGUCUGU
Branchiostoma belcheri (Belcher's lancelet) is the source of this 1209-nucleotide messenger RNA. RefSeq names its product E3 ubiquitin-protein ligase TRIM71-like. NCBI's taxonomy places the organism in Eukaryota, Metazoa, Chordata, Leptocardii, Amphioxiformes, Branchiostomatidae. Bases 29 to 1096 code for a protein of 355 amino acids. The record is from RefSeq and is a predicted model, not a curated record. Gene Ontology annotation, biological process: proteasome-mediated ubiquitin-dependent protein catabolic process; protein polyubiquitination; negative regulation of translation. Gene Ontology annotation, molecular function: ubiquitin protein ligase activity; translation repressor activity; protein binding. The transcript has 3 exons.